AGUGCAGUUCGCAGUCUGGAAAAGAGAGAGAGAUUACAGGGAAGCUGCAAAGCCAGAAGGCACACUGGAAAGAACAAACCAUGAGUGGGAAAAUCUGGAACCUAUGUCCUUUCCCUUCCAGAAAUGUCGCUCCGGAGCCUGAGACCCAGAGCCUGAAGGACCCAGAGAUUCGGAUUGUGCUGGUUGGGAAAACGGGAGCUGGGAAAAGUGCCACCGGAAACACGAUUCUCGGCAUGGGGGCAUUUGAGGCGGGCAUCCAAACCGAGUCCUGUCACUUGGGAAUCAGGGAAUGGAAAGGGAGGCGGGCUGUCCUUAUUGAUACUCCAGCUUUUUUUGACCUUGAGAACGACACGGCCAAGAAUUCCCCUGAGGCCCAGCACUGCCUCUGUCUUUCCAGACCAGGCCCUCAUGUGCUGGUACUGGUGGUCCGCUCGGAUCAUCACACAAAGGAAGACGAGAAGGCAAUAGAGUGGGUCCGGAAGAUAUUCGGCAGCGAAGCCAUGAAGUACACCAUUAUUGUAUUCACUAGACGAGAUUUAAAUAGUCGACCAUUGAAAGAGUGCCUGUCAGACCCAGAUUACACCGUCCUUCAGAGCAUGACCAAUCACUGCAAUGGCCGGUGGUGCUCCUUCAACAAUGAAGAGGCAGGAGGAAGCCAGGUGGAGGAGCUGCUCUCAAAGGUUGAAGAGAUGGUGCAGGAGAACCAGUACGGUUUCCUCAGCACCUCUAGAACGGCCCAACUUCCCAGGGUUCCUCCAAGGAAAACUCAGGACGAGACAGAGGUGGAAGAAGAAGAACAAACGGAGAUGCUUGUGGCCGUGCAGGAGGCAGCAGACCUGGGAGGAGACGGCUGCCUGGCUCAAGCAACAACAAAUUCACAAGUGACCUCUGAGGAAACUGAGUUGCGCAUCGUCCUCGUGGGGAAGACAGGAGGUGGGAAAAGUGCCACCGGAAACACCAUCCUUGGGAAAAAGUGGUUUGACACCAGCUUCAAGUUAACCCCAGUAACAAAGUGUUGCCAGUUGGGAAUCAGAGAAUGGAAGGAGAAGCGGAUUGUCGUUAUCGACACCCCGUCUAUUUCUGAACCCCAGUAUUCUACCGAGAUCCAGCGCAGUGUCCGUCUCUCCAGCCCGCGCCUCCAUGCUCUGGUGCUGGUUAUCCAGGUGGGCCGUUUCACAGAGGAAGACCGCCAGGUGGUGGAGCAGGUAAAGAAGCUAUUUAGCGACGAGGUCCAAAACUGCUUGUUUGUACUCUUCACCCACCUAGAAAAGUUGCGCAAUGAGAGCUUGGACGAUUAUAUUCAGCGCUCAGAUAACGCACACUUUCAGAAGCUGAUCUGCGACUGCAGCAAGCGAUAUUGUGGUUUCAGCAACAAGGAAACCGGAGAAAAGCAGGCCGCCCAGGUGGAGGAGCUGCUCUCUCAGAUUGAGACGAUGCUGCCAGAGGAUCAAGACGAGUCCUUCUCUCACAUAGAAGAAAGUGAAGUUGCCGAGGCAGAAUCUGAAGGAAGCGGACAGGGAGAGGAAGACGGGGAUCCACAGAUACCUGCUGACAAAACCACAAAUUCACCCCCAGGUUCCAUUGUUUGAACUUUCAGUUUGAAACGGUGGGGGAUGAUAACAGCACCCCCACCCCAUUCUCACGAUCAGGGCUCCAAACUUGGGUGCACCUGGCAUAAGAAAGCUAUUACUCUUUAAUCUGCCACACACACACACACACACACACACACAAAAAGCACUCAGAAAGUUCUUUCAAAUUAACUUUUGGGCACAAAGUUUUGGGCCCUUCCUUACCCUUGGUGAAAGCAGGUCCCUUUAUUUACCUUUUUAAAAGAAAACAGUAUUCUUUCUGCUGCUUUUGAUAGUAGCAGCAGCAGAACUAUUCCGGGCAGCUGGGAGCCCCUACAUCAUAAUGCCCUUCCCCCGCUCCGGGAGCCCCUACGUCAUGACGUAGGAGAUUCCAGAGGAAAAAUAUUUCUCCAGAUAACCCCUCUUGAAAUAAUGCUGCAUUCAGUCAACAGGACACCCUACCCUGAGGAAACCGCACCACCUUCAGAUAACACGAUAAUGCACGGAUCAACAACAACCCACAGUGGGCAAUUUAGCAUGUCAUGUGAGCCCAGUCAUUUUCUUGAGUGCCCCUAGAAUAAGGAUGCUUUGUGGCUCAGGACUCAUGUUGGUUCCAGAAGAUCACCUUUGCCUAUAACUGGCCCGGGAUACAGGCACCACGUGUUCGUUCUUUCCAUCCAGGUAGCUCGUUCGCUCGUGGGUUUCAGCUAAGCCCUAUGAAUUACAUGGAGGUUCGCUUGUUCCUCCUCGUAACUCUUUGCUGCUGGGAUUCUAAGGGCCGGAGGUUCCUGCUUCUUCCUCACACCACCAGCUACUUUACCCAGAGAGAACUGCUGCCUUUCUCCACCUCUUUUUCCUGAAUACCACAUGACUUUCACACUUGGAUCCCCACAGCAUCCUGGAUUCUCUACUGGGCCUUUUUUUUUCUUGGUAAACCCAUUUCCUAAAAAACUGAUUGUGUACAAUUUCUAUGCCUAAAACCUUCUGCAGAGUAGAAACCCUUCCUAGCCCUGAUAUUGCAUUCAGUUCUGGGCACCACACUUCAGAGAGCUUUGGCUAUGGGACGCUAUAUACAUAAAUGUAAUAAAUAAGAAGGACGCAGACAAGCUGGAGCGUGUUCAGAGGAGGGCAACGAGGAUGAUCAGGGGUCUGGAAACAAAGCCCUAUGAAGAGAGACUGGAAGAACUGGGCAGGUUUAGCCUGGAGAAGAGGAGAUGGAGGGGAGACGUGAUAGGACUUUUCAAGGACUUGAAAGGUCGUCACAAGAGAUGUGAAGGCCCGGAAAAAAAAUGAAAUUUUUUUUGGGAAAACGGUUUUUUCCCGUUUUUUUCUGAAGCCUUUUUUGGUUUUUUUCCGAAAAAUUGAAAAAAAAAUGAAGAAAAAACAGAUUACGGGAUGUUUUAUUUUAGCAUGAUGAAUAAAACGUUUAAGACAAGGUGUUCAGAUACUUACUUCUCCAAAUGAUUUCUAAAAACUGUACAGUAUCAGAUUAUUACAAUGUUUGUGCACCAAGGACAAGCAAGUCCUAGGUUGCAAACUGAGAUUACAACUUUCAAAUGCAAGAGCAAGAUGCAUUUCUGCCUCUAGGGGGCACUUCCAUGGAAGCAGAGACUGAAACUAAUACUGAUAGCUAUAGGUCAGAAAAUGAGUCUGAUUAAAUUUCAGGCAUAUUAA
Elgaria multicarinata webbii is the source of this 3242-nucleotide messenger RNA. Its product is annotated as GTPase IMAP family member 8-like. The transcript is spliced from 4 exons. Gene Ontology annotation, molecular function: GTP binding. NCBI's taxonomy places the organism in Eukaryota, Metazoa, Chordata, Lepidosauria, Squamata, Anguidae. The record is from RefSeq and is a predicted model, not a curated record. The coding region runs from base 81 to 1589 and encodes 502 amino acids.